AUGAAUAAGGGCUACAAGGUGACUAUUCAAAGUCGCAAUGACAAAGGAAUCAGCACUGAAGCACCCACUGAAGCCUAUGGAUUCUCGGGAGAAAGUGUACCAACUGUUCUACCGGCAGCUCCAAGCCUGGUCAGUCCGACAGCGAACGGAGGAGUGCUUACUUGGAAUGUGCUAACUGAGGCAGACACAGCCAACGUGAACGGUUUUUUCCGUGGCUACAGACUGGAAUGGUGCAAUGCAGAUGUCUCCGCAGAGGUCUGCGAGAAGCAUAAGCGUUUUCAGGUAGGCUAG
Molecule: messenger RNA, 291 nt
Organism: Protopolystoma xenopodis
Lineage: Eukaryota; Metazoa; Platyhelminthes; Monogenea; Polystomatidea; Polystomatidae
Source: the annotation of a GenBank genome assembly